UAAGAAAAAGAAGCAACAGAGUAGCGACGGACGAGCAAAAGAAAAGAAGACUGCUCUGUCUCUGUGCUGUGGUGCAAAAGUGGAAAAAUAAGGAAAAAAGUCACAAAUUUCGUACGUGAAGUGAAAAUUUCGAGCCGAAAACUGGUGCCCGCGAUUCCGGCCACGCGAAUGAAGAAACGGAAAUCGGCCCAACCGUAGAAUAGGUCCGAUAAAGUGGAAAACAGUGAUAGUAGAAGCAGAAUUAUUGUCCGUAGUAAAACACCCCCGUUUUCUGGACGGAGCGGAUUAUGGCCUUAGCAGCAGCCCGAAAGACACCAUCGAAAAUCUACGAUAUUCAAGCACACAGUAACAAAGUAACAUGUUUGGAUAUUGGAGUCACAGGACGAGUGUUGGUCACCGGAGGUCAGGACCGCAAUGUGAACCUAUGGACGUUUGGAAGCAAAGAAUGUUUUAUGAGCUUAACUGGACAUAAUGCCCCAAUCGAUUGUGUUAAAUUCGCCUAUUCGGACGACUAUGUGUAUUCGGCGGAUGAUACCGGCAUUAUCAAAAGAUGGGAUCUGAACUCGGACACUGAAUGUACCACAUUUUUCGGGCACAUGAAAACAGUGCGAACGUUGGACUUUCAUCCGUAUAGUGAAUAUGUAGUGUCCGGUAGUCACGACACCUCCAUACGCUUAUGGGAUGUUCGGCAGAACGUAUGCAUUAAACGAUAUCGAGGACACAUUUCACACGUGAAUUCAGUGAAGUUCUCUCCCGAUGGACUGUGGAUCGCCUCGGCUGGUACUGAGGGAUGUGUCAUAAUAUGGGAUAUUCGAAUGAGCAAGCAGUUUAUGGAAUUUACUGAAAGAGAAUCGCCGGCGAUUUGUGUUCAGUACCACCCAUCGGACUUGCUGAUGGCUGCCGGAAGAAACGAUGGCACGGUUGAUUUGUACGAUCUAGAAAAGAAACAACUCGUUUCGCGGGCAGAUAAAACUCGUUCGAAAGGACAUACGGUCAAAUGUAUCUCUUUUGACGAAGGUGGAACAUGUUUGUUUGUGGGCACAGCUGCUGGUAUUUCGGUAAUUGGCUGGGAACCCGAUCAGGAGUAUGAUCAUAUUGACUCUACAUGGACGUUCUUAGGAGAUAUGAUAACCGCUGGGAAGAAACUGAUUUGUGGAACAUACGAAAACAGAAACGUUUCAAUCCAUGCUUUGAACCUAGCGCAAGUUAAGCCAUUUUAUAAUCCACAAAAUCAACCUUUCAAUCAUCAUCAGAGCUCAAGGAAAAGUUUUAGCCGAGGUAGCGGAAAAGUACGAUUAUCUAUUGGCGAUCGAUCUCUAUCAGGAGAAACAAUUGAAGAAAACAUCAACGGAGGAAUGUCUCCGAACCUGAGUAUUGAAAUGAUAGACGAAGAAGGUUCGUCGGUACUGGCAGAGAAAAAUGCAUUUGAUUUUAGCCAUAGUAACGGAAGCGGUACAGUCAGUUUCGAAUCAUUCACGCCGCCACCGUCCUCUAUUCCAGUGCCGACAAUCACACCGCCAUCCGGGCCCUUAUCCAACAGCAACUAUCUGGUCAAAGAGGAGAUGAAAAUGUACAAUAUCAGCACAUCGACAGGCUAUUCUAGUGAUAUGGAUUUUUACCCCAUUAAAAACAACCCUUCAGACGCGGACAAAGAGGACUUCCCGGUCAAAAGUGCCCAACCUCCAGAUUAUGCACCAAAGAUGGCCAACUCUAGCACAACCAGCUCCAGUAGCAACACCUCGACUGUAACGAAAAGCACUCUGGUUAGACAAAAGACGGAUUCGAUUAGCAGUGCCAGCGUACAGCAGAGGAGACCUUCGCAGCCAAAUCUCGCUUCGAGCAGAAACACGUUUGGAUCCAGCAAUUUGACUAGGAAAAUAUCCACAUCUAGAAGCACACUGGAGAUUAACAAGCUAGGCCAAGAUGAACAAGUCACCUUUAAAAAACCGAUCAGUCGUGGAAGCUCUCCAAUACGGAACAACACCGCCCUCAGUAGUAAGAUACGCAAAAGCGAAAGCACAGCACAAAUCAAUAACAUGAAGAACAGCACCAACCGGUAUAGCCAUAACGCCAAUGUUAAAGUCGAAAUAGUAACAAAACCCGUCCGCUCGAAAACCUCCCUGGAUAUGCGCCAAAGGAACACCAAUGGCAGCGAGCACCACAAUAGCAGUAGCGCCACAAUGAGCCGAGCCGGCAUAAUCCAUCACAACAAUGGUAACUCUGGGGGUCACAGUUUAACUCACAUCGGAAUUCACGAUUCUGGCGGUGGAAGUAUGGGUGGGAGGGAUUCAAUUUUGAUGCCACCCCCACCUAUCCCCCCUUCGUCUUCGAUCCCCACUGCAACGCAUCACAUCCCGCUUAUAAGAUAUCCGUCGUCACAUGACAGUGGAGGAGCAGGUAUGACCUCCAAUGAAGAGUAUGAAAUCCAACUACUGAUGAACGAACACGACAGCGUCUUCCAAGCUCUCUGUAAUCGAACGGCUCUACUCUCGGCGAUUCGCAACUAUACGCAAUCGGGAGAUGUGAAUACCGCUCUCAAGGUGGCUGUGCGGAUGAACGAUCACCCUAUUCUAGUUGAUUUGCUAGGGGCGAUAUUGGAAAAAAGCUCACACUUCACGUUAGACAUGUGCGUUCUGCUACUGCCAAAAAUCUAUGACCUGCUGCAAAGUGAUUUGAAAUUCCACUGUACCCGAGCCUGCGAUACGUUACGAGUGAUUUUGACCACGUUCCUGCCGGUGAUUCGUGAAAACACCGACCCGUGGGGUGCCUGCACAAUCGGCGUGGACGUCAGCCGCGAGGAGCGCGUCAGUAAAUGCAUGGAGUGCAAAACGUGGCUGCUGAGGAUACGAACCUUGCCAGAGAAUCCGAAAAUAGGCACCAAUCUGCAGCAGCUGCAAAACAUGAUGGUCGACUUAUGAGGCACGAGAGAGGUAAGCGACUUGCUUUUCUUUUGAUUUUUUUGUAUGGUUUUAAUUUAUUAAUUUCCGUUAUGAUCAAAAUGAUUGUGUUUUCUAAAUUUAACGAAAAAAAUCGUGAGAGUUUCGUACUCAUAAUAGUUGAAACGGUAAAAGAGGUACGACUUGUCCACAUUUAAAUGAAAAAGAAACAGAAUCCCCGCUAACGCUACUAAUUUAUUUGCAAGCAAAACAGCAACAAAUUCUACAAAACUGUAUGAUUUUAAUCUAAAACGGUUUUUUGUUUUUAUUCAUGAAGCAAACGUAAUAUAUUUUAAACUAACGUAGAUGCAAUGAAGGAAAAUGCAAAAAAAAAAUCGUCGAUACAGAUUAAUAAUAAGACUGAACAUUUUAAUUGAAAAAUCAACCUACAAAAGAUCAUCCUAAUAAGAAUAAUACUGCUACGAUAAUAUAGACUUUUAUUAACAUAAGCGAAAGAAGCAAAAUCAUCCUAUAAUAUGCAAGCGGAGUAACCAAAUUCACGGCUUUUUAUAUUUGAUAUCGGAAUAUUUUAGCUCAAUCGUAGGACUACUGUUGGCGCAUUAGCAUUAGCCAACGAGGUACAACUCAAACGAAAAGAAAAUAACACGAAACGGUGAUUUACUUAGUGCUUUAAACAAAAAAAGCAACAUGCAAUAAUUGUGAUUAACACACCAUUCGUUUCCUUGAUCUUGUUUUAUAAAUCGGUUUCAACGUAUGCUUUCCACUUACUUACCUUUGUACUACCUAGUUGAUAUAGAUGAAUAAAAUUAAAACUGCACAGUUUCGGGAAAAUCAUGUCACAAAAUGGUGAAACAAAAAUGCAUUUAACAGUAAAUAGUAGCCGGAAAAAAAGUAUAUGAAUAGCAGUAA
Messenger RNA from Aedes aegypti (yellow fever mosquito), 3806 nucleotides. It is a transcript of the gene kat80, whose product is annotated as katanin p80 WD40 repeat-containing subunit B1. Lineage: Eukaryota; Metazoa; Arthropoda; Insecta; Diptera; Culicidae. The record is from RefSeq and is a predicted model, not a curated record. The coding region runs from base 288 to 2918 and encodes 876 amino acids. Gene Ontology annotation, molecular function: microtubule binding. Gene Ontology annotation, cellular component: katanin complex. Gene Ontology annotation, biological process: microtubule severing; microtubule depolymerization. The transcript has 6 exons.